AUGGACACCAGCAGUGCGUCCAGCCCGCCCGCUGCCCGGAUACAGCCCUCCAUACGAUCAUUCUUCCAACCUCGACAACCCAGUUACACAGCACCACCAGGCUCUUCCGCUCCUCAACCGUCGCCCUCACCUCUGCCCUCGCGCUCCACGACACAAACGCCCCCCCCUCCCCCCUCACUCCCAUCUCCAAACCCAGCAAACACAAGUCCCCAAGCUCCCCAAGCUCUCCAAGCUCCCAAACUCCCCGCCCAAGCAACCAUCUCCCCCAUCUCGCAGGCCCAUAUCCAGCCUCUCCGCCGCAUCAACGCCCUCCUCCUCCCAAUCGCCUACCCCGACUCCUUCUACCAAAAGAUCCUGUCGCCCGACCCUGCAACACCAGGUGGCCCCCCCAGCACCAAUUUCUCGCGCGCAAUCCUCUGGACAGACCCCGCCAGCCAGGAGACCAAGCUCGUCGGUGGCGUCGUCUGCCGUCUAGACCCCGCGCUCUCUCCCACCUCUACGCCAGAGACCCCGGUCUACGCACCCGAUGCCCACGACAUCUACGUGCAGAGCCUCGCGCUCCUGUCGCCUUACCGCGGGAAGGGACUCGUGGCCGCGGUGCUGAGCGAGAUCAUUGAAGCCGCGACGCGGCAGACGGAGGCCAAGAUUAGAAGUCUUUACGCGCACGUGUGGACGCAGAACGAGGAGGCGCUGGCAUGGUAUGCGGCCAGGGGGUUUACGAGAGAGGAAGGCGUGAUACAUGGCUAUUACCGGCGUUUGAGUCCGGACACAGCUCUGAUUUAUCGGAGGCCCUUGCGGCCGUCUGACCAUCUGAAUGCUGCUUCGGCGGUACAGACAUCUAGGAGUGUAUCAGACGCACAAGUGUCGUCGCCUACGACUGCCAAGAGGCCGGCUCUUCCAGCGCACGCGAGGUCUUUCCAGGACAAAGGGCCAGAGAGGGAGUGGAAUGAUCUACCCGAGGAUAUCCUGGGUGGUGGGAUGUUAAAGCCGCCGAGUGCGUUGGGUAGUCAGCAAGGGAGCGCGGCUAGUUCGAGGAGUAGCUCCAGAGGUGGCGCUGAGGGGAGAGGAAAGAAGAAGAGAGCAUACCCUGCAGCUGCCUUUGGCAGCUAG
Molecule: messenger RNA, 1110 nt
Organism: Drepanopeziza brunnea f. sp. 'multigermtubi' MB_m1
Lineage: Eukaryota; Fungi; Ascomycota; Leotiomycetes; Helotiales; Drepanopezizaceae
Biological process (GO): mitotic sister chromatid cohesion
Cellular component (GO): NatA complex
Molecular function (GO): N-acetyltransferase activity
Source: RefSeq, a predicted model, not a curated record